GGUAGGCAGGCUCGUUUCCCCGUGGAAGAGGGCAGCCUAUAGCGGGGGCCAAGGGCAUUUACUCCGUGGUCUCGUUGUCUGGAUGGUUUCUGAUUCUGGUGAUUUUAUCAUAUUUAAUUUGAAUCAUGGCGACUGAUUCCCCUGCCCGGAGUCUGGAUGAGAUCGACCUGUCUGCUCUACGGGACCCAGCAGGCAUCUUUGAGCUGGUGGAGUUGGUGGGCAAUGGAACCUACGGACAGGUGUACAAGGGUCGUCAUGUCAAGACAGGGCAACUUGCAGCCAUCAAGGUCAUGGAUGUCACCGGGGAUGAGGAAGAGGAGAUUAAAGCAGAGAUCAACAUGUUGAAGAAGUACAGCCACCAUCGGAACAUUGCUACCUACUACGGUGCCUUCGUCAAGAAGAACCCUCCUGGCAUCGACGACCAGCUAUGGUUGGUGAUGGAGUUCUGUGGUGCAGGCUCAAUAACAGAUCUGAUUAAGAACACCAAGGGGAACUCUCUGAAGGAGGAGUGGACUGCCUACAUCUGCAGAGAGAUCCUCAGGGGUCUGACCCAUCUCCACCAGCACAAGGUCAUCCACAGAGACAUCAAGGGUCAGAACGUCCUGCUGACGGAGAACGCAGAGGUCAAACUGGUGGACUUUGGUGUGAGCGCCCAGCUGGACCGGACGGUGGGGAAGAGGAACACCUUCAUCGGGACUCCCUAUUGGAUGGCUCCUGAGGUCAUCGCCUGUGACGAGAACCCUGAGGCCACCUACGACUUUAAGAGUGACCUGUGGUCUCUGGGUAUAACAGCUAUAGAAAUGGCAGAAGGAGCCCCUCCACUUUGUGACAUGCACCCAAUGAGAGCUCUCUUCCUCAUCCCACGAAACCCCGCCCCCAGACUCAAGUCCAAGAAGUGGUCUAAGAAGUUCCAGUCGUUCAUUGAGAGUUGCUUGGUGAAGAGUCAUGGUCAGAGACCCAACACAGAGCAGCUGUUGAAGCACCCCUUCAUCAGAGAGCUGCCCAACGAACGACAGAUCCGCAUCCAGCUGAAGGACCACAUCGACAGAACCAAGAAGAAACGUGGAGAGAGGGAUGAGACAGAAUAUGAGUACAGCGGGAGUGAAGAGGAGGAAGAGGAGCGAGACGUGGGGGAGCCAAGCUCCAUCAUCAACAUCCCCGGUGAGUCGACGUUAAGGCGGGACUUCCUGCGUCUGCAGCUGGCCAAUAAGGAACGCUCUGAGGCUCUGAGGCGGCAGCAGUUGGAACAACAGCAGAACGAGGAACACAAGCGCCUCCUACUGGCCGAACGACAGAAACGCAUAGAGGAGCAGAAAGAACAGAGGAGGAGACUGGAGGAGCAACAGCGUAGGGAGCGUGAGUUGAGGAAGCAGCAGGAGAGAGAACAGAGAAGACGCUAUGAAGAGAUGGAACAACUACGGAGAGAUGAGGAGAGGAGGCAUGCGGAGAGAGAACAGGAGUAUAAGCGUAAGCAGAUUGAGGAACAACGUCAAGCCGAGAGACUACAGAGACAGUUACAACAGGAGAGAGCCUACCUGGUAUCUCUACAGCAGCAGCAGCAGCAACAACAACAACAACAAAACCAAGAUGGCCGACCAGGCGAGAAGAAACCGCUGUAUCACUAUAAAGACUCAGCUAGUCCUACUGACAAACCUGCAUGGGCUAAAGAGGUGGAGGAGCGGUCCAAGCUGAACAGACAGAGUUCUCCGGCGCUGCAGCAUAAGGCCGUCUCCAGCCGGGUCUCUGAGGCCUCCCUGCCUCCUCGCUCCGAGUCCUUCAGCACUGCAGGGAUGCAGCCGGCCCGUACCCCACCAACACACCGCCCAGUUGAACCACAGAUGGCCCACCUGAUCCCAGUGAAGACUAUGACAGGCUCUCAGUCUCUGCAGGAGAGCACAGGAGGAGAGGCGGGGGGGAUGGGGAGGAGAGGGGAGGAGGGGGGAGGCAUGCCCCCCCGUCAGAACUCUGACCCCACCUCUGACUCUAACCCCGCCCCUCCACCUCGUACCACUAGCCGAGAGGACGAUGAGCUUCCCCCUAAGGUCCCUCAGAGAACCACCUCGAUCUCCCCAGCCCUGAUGAGGAAAAACUCCCCCAACGGACAGGGACUCAUACGAGCCAGUAAUCCAGACCUGAGAGCAUCAGAGUUGUGUCUCGAUACUGCUCUACAGAGGUCCUCUCACUCCUCCUCCUCAUCCUCACCUUCAUCACAGAGAGGUCCACCAGUCCAGGAGACCUCCCCCCCAGCAGAAGCCACUCAGGAGGUCAGGAUCAGACCGGACGAGGGACGAGACUCAGGCAGACCCAGCAGACCUGCCGACCUAAGUGCGCUGGCUAAGGAGCUGAGAGAGUUGAGGGUAGAGGAGGGCAGUAGACCUCCAGUGAAGGUGACAGACUACUCAUCCUCGAGUGAGGAGCGAUCAGAGAGCAGCGACGAGGACGGAGAGACGGGGCAAGAUGGGACUGUGGCUGUCAUGCCGCAGCAGGGUGAAGCGUAUGGAGGUUUGACUGAAGAACCUCUGGCGGGAUCCUUCAACACAACACAGGACAGCACUCUGAUCAUGAGAGAGGCGGAGGAGAGGAGGAGGGCACCAGGCCAUGGUGAGAGUAACGGGUUCCAUAGCAACCAUCACGGCAGCGGUAACCAAGGCAAUCUCCCUGACCUGGUCCAGCAGAGCUCCUCCUCUUCACCCUCAACCCUGGAUGCACUGAAAGAGCAAUUUGGAUGUGAAGCAUCCUUCUCCCCAUUGGGUGACCCACGGUCCUAUCAGACCUCCCCUACUGAAGAUGAGGAACAGAGCUCAGCUGGUCUGUUCACCAGUGAGUUGCUGCAUCAGGAGCAGGAGCAGGCCAGACUAGCCGAGGCCAGAAAGAUCAGCGUGGUCAACGUGAACCCAACCAACAUACGACCUCACAGUGACACGCCUGAGAUACGCAAAUACAAGAAGCGCUUCAACUCUGAGAUACUGUGUGCUGCUCUCUGGGGUGUGAACCUGCUGGUGGGGACAGAGAAUGGUUUGAUGUUGCUUGACCGUAGCGGUCAGGGGAAGGUCUAUAACCUAAUAACCAGGAGACGCUUCCUACAGAUGGAUGUCCUGGAGGGACUUAAUGUCCUGGUUACUAUAUCAGGGAAGAAGAAUAAGCUGCGUGUGUACUACCUGUCCUGGCUGAGGAACAGGAUAUUACACAACGACCCAGAGGUGGAGAAGAAGCAGGGCUGGGUCACUGUGGGAGAGCUGGAGGGCUGCGUACACUACAAAGUCGUAAAGUACGAGAGGAUCAAGUUCCUGGUGAUCGCUCAGAAGAACGCAGUGGAGAUCUAUGCCUGGGCCCCCAAACCCUACCACAAGUUCAUGGCCUUCAAGUCGUUCACUGACCUGCAGCACCGCCCUCAGCUGGUUGACCUGACGGUGGAGGAGGGGCAGAGGUUAAAGGUCAUCUACGGCUCCAGCCUGGGCUUCCAUGUCAUCGACGUCGACUCUGGCAACCCUUACGACAUCUACGUCCCCUCACACAUUCAGACCCAGGUGACUCCCCAUGCCAUCGUGAUUCUUCCUAAGACAGACGGGAUGGAGAUGUUGUUGUGUUAUGAAGAUGAGGGAGUGUACGUCAAUACCUACGGACGCAUCACUAAAGACGUCGUGCUGCAGUGGGGAGAGAUGCCUACUUCUGUUGCCUAUAUCCACUCUAGCCAGAUCAUGGGCUGGGGGGAGAAGGCCAUAGAGAUCAGGUCUGUGGAGACAGGACACCUGGACGGGGUCUUCAUGCACAAGAGAGCCCAGAGACUCAAGUUCCUGUGUGAGAGGAAUGACAAGGUGUUCUUUGCGUCGGUGAGGUCUGGAGGCAGCAGUCAGGUCUUCUUCAUGACUCUCAACCGUAGCUCCAUGAUGAACUGGUGAAACUAACUCCUCCCACUGUCUUCCCAUUGGCCUGCUCAGCUGUCCAUCACGGGCCAAAGCUAAUUUCAUAAGCCAAUUAAAACAAUGGUCCAAGAGAAUCAAAUCGCACCCUGAAUCAAACAAGUGAAUUGAAAAAUAGGAGUCCAACACUGAAUCAAUCGAACGCUGAGAGAAUCAAAUAUCAAAUCAGUGUGAAAGAAUUGAAUUGUAAAUGAAUCAAGCUCUGAGAAAAUCAAACUUGAAGACAUUGAAACACUGAGAGACUACAACACUGUAACAGACUUAAUGGACUAUAAAGAUUAAAAUAAUAAAAAGAUACAUGACUAUUAAGAAGAGGAGUCUGAAGGUAGAGGAGUGUUUGGAUCAACGGAGGCGCUGGUUUCCCGGUUUUCCAAGAUCUCGACUACCGUCUGUGGAGAUGAACCGGUACUUCCGGAUCCUAAUCUUUCUUUCUCUCCUCCCCUUCACCUUUCACUUCCCCUCUCUCUCUCGACCACUCCACCCCUCUUCUCUAAAAUAUCAGCUAUGUCCCUUUAAAACAAAAUCACAGCCUCUGUCUCCCUCCUCUUCUCCAUUCCUCCUUUCCUCUUCUCCUCCCAUCCCUCUCUCCACUCUGAAGUCUUUCAAUUCUCAAGGUGCUGCAUCAGAUAAACUGUAAUGUUAUAAAAUAAAUAAAAUAAUAACAUUCUGCUGUUUACUAGAAAUAUGCUUUCAUUCUGUCUUUUAAAUAACACAUUGUUCAAGUUUUGUUUCUUGUCUAUUUCGGUACUUUAAAAUGACUUUUGAAUUGUAAUGUUUAAGAGCUUGAUAACUUGCACAGCACACGGCUAGUUUCUGUCGUUCAGUUUGUGUGUUUUAUUUUAUGCUGAAAUGCCAGAGAAAAACCUAAUUCAACUGAGAAUCAUUUGAGAAUUGUCUGAGAAUUAACCACUCUGUGUCUGUCUGUCUUAUCUGUCUCUGUGUGUAAAGAAUGAUUGUGUAAAGCUGUGUCCCACCUGAUUGUGACUCCUUCCUGUUUGUACAGUGCCUAGCAUGAUGAAGCCAACUGAUUUAUCUACCGUUGUUUUGUUCACGCUUUUCUGUUGCUUUACCAUUUUAUUUGAACACUUUGGUAGCAUCUUGUCCUUAGAUUAAACUAGAUAAUUUCAUCGUAAACAACUUAAUUUAUAAAAAAAAAUAAUAAUGUUUAAGAGCUUUUAUGAUAUACAUUAGCAUUUCUGAAAACAAAGACGAGAACAUCUGAAGCUGUUGUCCUUAAUGAAAUGCUGUAGAACUCCAUUACCCAGAAUGCAACGGUUCUGUAAGGUGUGAGUGGGUCAUGGAUGCAUAUGUGACUACAAACACAUUCAUCCAAAAAACAUUACAUUCACCGAGACCCACUCCCUCAAAUUACAAACAAGUGUAGGGGCGACACUUUUGUCCGGAAAUUAAACUUCCAGCUCAUUUAAAUGUCAUGCUUAAAUUACUGUUAUGGAGGCAGGUUGCUUUUAGGAAUGUUAGCAAUAAAGAGCUGUGCUGAUUGAACUAGUGUGUGUGUGUGUGUGUGUGUGUGUGUGUGUGUGUGUGUGUGUGUGUGUGUGUGUGUGUGUGUGUGUGUGUGUGUGUGUGUGUGUGUGUGAGAGAGGUGUUGGGUGUAUCACUCUCUCUAUCUGGUGAACAGACUGCUGAUCACUACUGUUGGACUCUGUCUUUAAAAGAAAAACUCUAGACCUCUUUGUUUCUGAACGACA
This is a messenger RNA of Salvelinus namaycush (lake trout), 5629 nucleotides long. Its product is annotated as traf2 and NCK-interacting protein kinase-like. The transcript is spliced from 32 exons. NCBI's taxonomy places the organism in Eukaryota, Metazoa, Chordata, Actinopteri, Salmoniformes, Salmonidae. Bases 126 to 3899 code for a protein of 1257 amino acids. Gene Ontology annotation, biological process: protein phosphorylation. Gene Ontology annotation, molecular function: protein kinase activity; ATP binding. The record is from RefSeq and is a predicted model, not a curated record.